AUGGGGGGAUUAACAACCACCUUUCAAGGGAAGAGAGGGAUCAGACAGGGUGACCCUAUGUCACCCUAUCUAUUUAUGAUUGCCAUGGAGUAUCUGCAAAGGGAACUCAACACUGUUGCUUCAAAUCCAAGGUUUAAAUUUAAUCCUAGGUGUAAAAAGCUAGGAGUGAUGCAUAUUUGCUUUGCAGAUGACCUCUUGAUGUUCUGUAAAGCUGAUAUACCUUCCAUUCAACUACUGCAAAGUGCUUUUCUCAGAUUUUCAACAGCCUCUGGAUUGCAGUCCAAUAUUGACAAGAGUUCUAUAUACAUGUCAGGGGUGAAGGAUAAUCUCAGACACACCAUUCUCAACACUUUGGGUUUCUGUAAGGGAUCUCUCCCUUUCAAGUACCUAGGGAGAUUGCAGCUCAUAAAUUUUGUGAUCUUUGGAAUUCAAACCUAUUGGGACCAAAUAUUCCUACUGCCAAAGAGAAUAAUGAAGAUGAUUGACAGUGUUUGUAGAUCAUUCUUGUGGACUGGUGGAGCUGCAAUAUCAAAGAAGGCUUUCCUAUCUUGGGCAAAGAUAUGUCUUUCAAAAGUAGCAGGAGGGAAAAACAUUAUAAACCUGGGUGUUUGGAAUAAGGCUGCAGUGAUCAAGCAACUUUGGUCUAUUGCUGAGAAAAAAGACUAUUUAUGGAUCAAAUGGGGGACUCUUUUUGACAGACUUGCUUCAGUGGCUCACAAUGUUUCUAUCAAAAAGAUGUAUCUUUCUUUGACUCCAUCACUUCCCAAAGUGCCUUGGAAGUGCAUUACUAUGCAUCCAAGUGUGCAUCCUAGGUACAACUUCACUGUAUUGGUUGCACUAUAG
Messenger RNA from Lycium barbarum (goji berry), 843 nucleotides. RefSeq lists its product as uncharacterized. The transcript is spliced from 3 exons. The record is from RefSeq and is a predicted model, not a curated record. The coding region runs from base 1 to 843 and encodes 280 amino acids. NCBI's taxonomy places the organism in Eukaryota, Viridiplantae, Streptophyta, Magnoliopsida, Solanales, Solanaceae.